CGUUCCUCCAGCAGGGGGAGGUAACGGGGCUGUUCCAUCGUUCCUCCAGCAGGGGGAGGUAACGGGGCUGUUCCAUCGUUCCUCCAGCAGGGGGAGGUAACGGGGCUGUUCCAUCGUUCCUCCAGCAGGGGGAGGUAACGGGGCUGUUCCAUCAUUCCUCCAGCAGGAAGCAGCUGUUGUUGUUGGUAUUUAACGGUGUCGGUGAUCUUUGGGCUUUAACGGAUCUAACGGAUCCAUCCAGACGGACCGGAGAUGUAUUAUUAUCGCUAUGACAACGCUGAGGUCAGCUGCUGCUACAAAUACCUGAUGUUCAGCUACAACAUCAUCUUCUGGCUGGCUGGAGUCGCCUUCAUCGCGGUGGGUUUCUGGGCGUGGAGUGAAAAGGGAGUCCUGCUGGACCUGACCCAGGUGACCCGGCUGCACGGGUUCGACCCGGUCUGGUUGGUCCUGGUGGUCGGCGGAGUCACCUUCAUCCUGGGCUUCGCCGGCUGCGUGGGAGCGCUGCGAGAAAACAUCUGUCUGCUCAAGUUUUUUUCGGGAGUGAUCGGCUUCAUCUUCUUCCUGGAGCUGACGGCGGCGGUGCUAGCCGUGGUGUUCCAGAGUCAGGUCCGAGCCUGGAUCAACGAGUUCUUCCUCGCUAACGUCAAAGCGUACCGAGACGACAUCGACCUGCAGAACCUCAUCGACUCGCUGCAGAAGAUGAACUUCUGCUGUGGAGCUCAGGAUCCGUCUGACUGGGAUCAGAAUGCGUACUUCAGCUGUAACGGGACUCACCGCAGCAGAGAGAAAUGUGGCGUUCCUUUCUCCUGCUGCGUCACUGAUCCUGCUGACUCGGUGGUGAACACUCAGUGUGGCUACGACGUCAGAAACAGACAGAAGGGCAAGUGGGCCGAGCAUAUUUACACCAAAGGCUGCAUCGCUGCAUUAGAGGACUGGUUACCUGGAAACCUUUACACUGUGGCCAUCGUCUUCAUCGUCAUCUCUCUGCUGCAGAUGGUUGGGAUCUACUUGGCCAGGACUCUGAUCGCCGACAUCCUGAAAGUCAAAUUUAGUUACUGAGCCUGUCUGCGGGGGCGGGACCUCCACCUGUGGGGGGCGGGGCCUCCACCUGCGGGGGGCGGGG
This is a messenger RNA of Scomber scombrus (Atlantic mackerel), 1123 nucleotides long. It is a transcript of the gene tspan14, whose product is annotated as tetraspanin 14. The transcript is spliced from 9 exons. Bases 253 to 1059 code for a protein of 268 amino acids. NCBI's taxonomy places the organism in Eukaryota, Metazoa, Chordata, Actinopteri, Scombriformes, Scombridae. Gene Ontology annotation, cellular component: membrane. Gene Ontology annotation, biological process: protein maturation; protein localization to plasma membrane; regulation of vascular endothelial growth factor signaling pathway. The record is from RefSeq and is a predicted model, not a curated record.